AUGGCUUCCAAGAUUCCUACACUGGAUUUAGAUGUCAUUGCAAACAGUGGUACAGAUCUUUCAUUAGUUAUGAAAGAUCUAUUGACCCAAUAUGAUACCAUUUUACUUAAAAAUUUCGCAAAUAAGGAUCAAUUGGAUGUCUUACUAUAUAAUUUAGACAAUAUUGAUAUUCCUGAUACAGAACAAGGAUUCGAUGCUAAUUUCACUGGUACUAUUCCGCUAGCAAAUGGAGAUCCUAAUCAAAAUCAUGAUGAAAGUGUUUUAAUAGAGCAAUAUAUUUUCAAUACUGACGAGAAUUUAAAUUUCGGUAGACCUUGUGAUAAUAAAUCAUUAAGUCAUUUAUAUGCUAGAUUAUUUAAGCUAGGGCUAUAUUUUUCGCAGAUUUGUUUUAAUGCAAUGGUAUUGCAAUCAAACGAAAUUGAAUUUAAUGAAAAAAAAUUUUCUGCAAUGAUAACAAGAUUUUAUACCCCUCAUGUUUAUCGACAAAUUUCGGACACUAAGCAUUUAACAAAUGAGAUGAUUGAUAUGGAAGAUGAUGACGAACAAGAUGAACUCAAUAUAUUGACUACUGGGGACCAUUUCAAUUAUUUACAUUCGGAGGAUUUUAUAGAUUUCAAUUCUACCGGUAUCAUUACUAUUUUUCCAAGAGCAACAGGUAUUAAAUACAAGCCAGCAACUUCCUCGAUGAGUGAUAAUAUCUGGAUUUCUAUUGAGGAACCAGAUUGUGUAUUAAUCCAUACAGGAGUUCUAUUAGCCAAAUGGUCUAAUGGAUUACAUCAAACAUCUCCUUUAAAAUUAGCGACUCAUAGAAACGUUAUUCAUUGUACGAUUGCACCUCCAUUGAAUACAAAAUUAUCUGGCAAUGAUGGUGAGCAUCAUACUAUUUCGAAUCUUUUAUUAGAUCAGCAAAUGAUACAAUUACCUCAAGUAGCAAAGCAAUUUUAUAGUCGAGAUUUAGAUAUUCUAAAAUUGGAAGAAAACAUUCGUUUUUACAAAGAAUUAUUUAAUGUAUCAGAAACUGUUCUUUCAUUAUACAUGAUGUCAAGAUCAACAAAGAAUAAUCCUCCAGAAAUUCAAAAUUUACUACCACAAAUUAGUAACAUGUUGAAGAAAAAGAUUGAUGAAGAAAUGUUCUUAAAAUUACUAACAAUUUGGCCGGAAUGUUAUAUUGUUGAAGCAAAUAUUAGGUUUGAACUGUCAAUUAGAUUACCAAAAGUUGAUCCAUUGCAUGCAUUAACUACAAAAUCAAGAAAAUUAGAGUUCAUUGAGCAUGCUGAUAUAUGGCUAGAAGAGGCAAAAAAUAUGAAAAAUAUCCCUAAGGAUAUCCCAGCAACACACAUCUCUAAAAGACGUUCUAGUCAAAAUUUACAAGCAUCUAAAUUAUUACAUAAUUCACAAACAAUUAAUGAAGAAGAUGCUGAAGUGAUGAAAUUUUCACCAAAAAAGCUUACAAAUAACAAAACAAAUUAUAUAUCGAAUUCAAGUAGUAAAUAUAUUAAUACAGAGAAGAAUUUCGAUUCUCAGAGUAAUUUAUUACAAAGGUUGAGGGAAAAGGAGAAAAAAUCAACCGAAUUAUUAUUGCAGAGAGAAAACAAUUAUAAAUUAUUUUUGACAAGUAAAAUGACUCAAAUUUUUGAAAUAAUGUUCUUAUUGGAUUGGAAUCAACCAUAUACAGAAACACAUUUAAAUUCACUAAUUGUCGAUAGUUUACGUGAUAGUAAUAAUCCAAUUGGUGAAGUUGAGGUGAAUGAAAUUUUACUUAAGAUUCAUGAAUUCUUACCAAAUAAAUUUCAAAUGUAUUCUACCGAUGGAGGUUUAAAAGUUUAUAGAUGGGAUAAUCUUGAUAAAGAUGAAUUCCAAUUAAAGUUAGCAGCUUAUAAAAAAUCAUUUACGUAA
Messenger RNA from Henningerozyma blattae CBS 6284, 1896 nucleotides. RefSeq names its product Tah11p (gene TAH11). Bases 1 to 1896 code for a protein of 631 amino acids. The transcript has a single exon. NCBI's taxonomy places the organism in Eukaryota, Fungi, Ascomycota, Saccharomycetes, Saccharomycetales, Saccharomycetaceae. The record is from RefSeq and is a predicted model, not a curated record.